Solea solea (common sole) is the source of this 1516-nucleotide messenger RNA. It is a transcript of the gene tp53i3, whose product is annotated as tumor protein p53 inducible protein 3. The record is from RefSeq and is a predicted model, not a curated record. Bases 128 to 1231 code for a protein of 367 amino acids. Lineage: Eukaryota; Metazoa; Chordata; Actinopteri; Pleuronectiformes; Soleidae. The transcript has 7 exons. Gene Ontology annotation, molecular function: quinone binding; NADPH binding; quinone reductase (NADPH) activity.
UGGAUGGUGAACCGCUUGCAUAAUGCAUGGAUGUCAUAAUGGCAGAAAGUUCCCUAAAACUUCAGUCGCCUGAGAGCCUCAGAGCCGUUGACAUCUGUUUGCUUGUUGCCGCUGCAGUAACCACCAAAUGCAUCACAUUCUGCAAACUGGAAGGUUUUUACUGAGAAGCACUGACCAAACAACCUGGCACAAGAGUUGCUCAAGCUUUGCCAAGAUGAUGCGUGCAGUGUGUGUUGACGUACCAGGAGGACCAGAGAAUCUGCUGCUGCGGACUGUUCCCAGACCUCAACCUAAAGAUGGAGAAGUACUGAUUAAAGUUCAUGCCACUGCCCUCAACAGGGCUGAUUUACUGCAGAGGCGAGGACUGUACCCUGCUCCUCCUGGUGAGAGUGACAUCAUCGGCCUGGAGGUGGCUGGGACUGUGGACACUCUGGGCGCUGAAGUGAAGAGAGGCUGGAAGCCUGACGACAGGGUCAUGGCUUUGCUCUGUGGAGGAGGAUACGCCGAGUAUGUGGCUGUACCUGAGGAGCUUCUCAUGCCCGUUCCCUCGAAUCUCACACUCUGCCAGGCUGCUGCCAUUCCAGAGGCCUGGCUCACUGCUUUCCAACUACUGGUGCUCAUAGCUCAGGUGAAGGAGGGUGAAGUGGUGCUGGCUCACGCUGGAGCUAGCGGAGUGGGAACGGCAGCAGUUCAGCUCGUGCGUCUGUUCGGUGCCGUGCCCGUCGUCACAGCAGGGAGUCCAGAGAAGCUGAGGAUGGCCAAGGAACUGGGAGCAGCAGCCGGGUUUGACUACAAAACGGAAAGCUUUGCUCAGGGAGUUCAUGACUUCACAGGAGGAAAGGGAGCAGAUGUCAUACUUGACUGUAUUGGUGGAAAAAACUGGGAGCAGAACGUGAGUUGCUUAGCCACUGAUGGCAGGUGGGUGCUGUAUGGCACCAUGGGGGGCAGAACGAUAGAAGGUGAUCUUCUGGGUAAACUGCUCUCUAAGCGAGGACACUUGCUCGCCAGCCUCCUCCGCUCCCGUAGCCUUCAGUACAAAGCAGAGCUGGUCGAAGCUUUCUCACGCCGAGUGUUACCACACUUCUCAGACGCGGCAGCCUCUUUGAGGCCAGUGAUUGACAGCACAUUCAGCCUCGUGGACAUCGCAGAGGCUCACAGGCACAUGGAGGCCAACAAGAACAUGGGCAAGAUUAUCAUUAACGUGAUUCCACAGAAUCAGGACACUCAGUGACAAACAGCUGCGGUGGUUUUCAUCAGGCAAUUUCAAAUUAUGCACCUUCCAUCAAUAAAAAUGUGGUAUUUUGUAUAGCAUAGAUCAUUUUCGCUUUAGCCUUUCAAACUCUUGCCAAGAAAUAGUAUUAAGCAGCCUUACCUUGAGGCUGUUUUCAGUCCAUGCUGUCAUCGUCUGAUUUGUCAGGUUUUGCAGCUGUGAAAAUGUUCGUGACAAACACACUGAGCCAGGAUCAUGCUGUUGUUCAACUGUAAAGAUAUGUCACAUUAAAUACUUGACACUUAA